Messenger RNA from Mus pahari (shrew mouse), 2962 nucleotides. RefSeq names its product divergent protein kinase domain 1C (gene Dipk1c). Bases 1 to 1233 code for a protein of 410 amino acids. The transcript has 4 exons. The record is from RefSeq and is a predicted model, not a curated record. NCBI's taxonomy places the organism in Eukaryota, Metazoa, Chordata, Mammalia, Rodentia, Muridae.
AUGGCGCGGGCGGCGGGCGCGCGGGGCCGGGCUGCACGGUGCGGGCGCUGGCGGCGGGGCGCGCUCCUCGCCUUCGCCGCGUGGACCGCCGGCUGGGUGCUGGCAGCCGCUCUGCUGCUCCGCGCACACCCGAGCGUCCUCUCGGAGCGCUGCACGGACGAGAAGAGCCGGCGCAUCCUGGCUGCGCUGUGCCAGGACUAUCGCGGUGGCUGGCUCACGGGCGCCCUGUGCGAAGACCUGUGUGUGGGCGGGGAGCUGCUGUACCAACGCUGCCUGUAUUAUGAACGUGGUAAGAAGGUGCUGCAGGCCCAGUGGCGUGGCCGGACCGUUGUCCUCAAAUCCAAGAGGGAGGCCUUCUCCAGCUUCCCGCCCCUCACUCUGCUGGAGGAGGAAGCAGGGCCAGGUGCCCCUGGCAUCCCUGAGGCUGAGCUGCUCCUGAUGGUGGCCGGGGAGGUCAAGAACACGCUAGGCUUGGAGCUGCCCAACAACAGCAUAGCCCCGCUGUGGCCUGCCAGGCAGGGCCCUGGCUGGCGGCAACAGCUGGCCAGUGCGUGGUCACUGCUCCAACAGGAGGAAUACGUAUACUUCAGCCUGCUUCCAGAUCUGAGCCGCCACAUCCUACCCGUGCUGGGAUCCUGCGGUCACUUUUACGCAGUGGAGUACUUGGCUGCUGGUAGCCCUCACCACAAGGCUCUCUUCCCACUGGAUGAAGCUGGCCAAGCACAGGCUAUUAGCCACAUUGCCCUCAGCUUCCUGGACAUGGUGAGCCAUUUCGACAGUGACUUUUCCCACCGCCUCCACCUCUGUGAUGUCAAACCUGAGAACUUCGCCAUCAAGAGGGACUUCACGGUGGUGGCUAUUGACGUAGACAUGGCCUUUUUUGAGCCUAAAAUGAGGGAAAUCCUUGAGCAGAACUGCACGGGAGAUGAAGACUGCAAUUUCUUCGAUUGUUUCUCCAAGUGUGAUCUCCGAGUGCACAAGUGUGGAGCCCAACGUGUCAACAGCAACCUGCAGGUCAUCUGUGAUAAAAUAUUCCGACACUGGUUCUCCUCAACACACAGGAGCCCAGCGGUCUCCCCCCAGCUUCGGCUGCAGCUACAGCAGGCAGUGCAGGAGUGUGCGCAGCACGGGGGCCCCUCGGGAAACUCCUGGACAGCCUCAUCCAGUGUGUUCUGGAAGCUUCGAUGGCUCUUGCAGUCCACUCUGAAAGAACUGCAGGAGGCGGAGAAAUAGCCUCUCUCUUGCCUUUGUCAUCAAGAGUGGACAGAGGAAGCGACCUUCAAGGGACUCCUCCUGUAGUUGCUAUGCAGGUGAGCUGUCAGAGCCUCUGGCAUGUCCUUCUGAAGUGUGCGGCUGAGCUCCUUUCUGUCGCUGUGACGUGGACCUCUCUUGCUCCUGCCCAGCUCAGUUUGAUCUGGUUUCCUGGUGACCUCCGGCCUGUCACUCCCUCAGCAGUGACCAAAGGGAGGAGUCUCAUCAGAGUUGCCAGUCUGGAACCCUCUGAGGACUGUACACAGACCUUGCCGUCACAGACAAGAGGCUGCUGGUCUACACAGACCUUGCCGUCACAGACAAGAGGCUGCUGGUCCUCCUUGUUAGCCACUAGCAAGCUAAAGCGUGACUGUGGGCAUACAGAUGAAUAUGUCUGCAAAUAAUUGUGUGCACAAUGUGUGCACCCAUGAGUAUAUGAGUGGGUUCUUAUAUAUGAAUGUGUAUUGUGUACACACGAGUAUGUUGUGUGUAAAUAAGCAUGGGAUUGUGUGUAUGCAAGUGGGAUUGCACAUGUUCUCAUAAUUAUGAGUGUUCCUGUGUGCAUGCGUGUGUGCGUGCACGUGUGUGUGUGUGUGUGUGUGUGUGUGUAUGCACAUUUACAUGCCCAUGACCCAGUGAUUGUGCCUGUGAAUCUGUGCUCAUGGAUGAAUCAAUGUGAGUCCACACAGAAGUGCAUGCAUGUGUACAUCCAGAAGUGAGUAAGUGGGUGGGCACUCGCAGCCUGUGUGGCAAGGUGGCUUUUCAAUGUGUCCCUAGGAAUCUUGCCUAGCUGGCAAAGAAGCGCUAAUUUUUUUUUUCUGGAAUUUAAUGGAAUAAAAUGUGUGUCCUUAGGGGCACAGUUUGCUUUGGAGAGUAUGUGGAAAGGCAGCUUUUAGUGCUCUUCAUUCUGUGGAAUUUUAGGGAGUACUUUACCAUGCAUUGAUCACAGAGCAUCUUACUUCUGAGCUGGACCAGGCAUCUGCGGAAUGCAGUGUGUCUUGCCACAACAGAGACAGUUUAUGUGAAGUGCUGGUGUUGGCUCUGACCACUGGCAGAACUGUGGAACAGCUCAUCUGUGUGGACCAACUGAAGACCCAGCCGAGGGCAGUGGACUACACCGUGGUACCAGUAGUACCAUGUGCUUCUUGCAGACAUUUGAUGAUGGUCUUCUCCAAUGGCCAACUCAUACAAAGCCAGCCAAACUGUACAUUGCUCCCCAACAGAGAGUGGAACCAGCAAGCCUUAUGUUUACAAUCUUGCUUCUACUCAGAACAGAGACACAAAACUCUUCAAGUCACAGGGAAGGGGACUCAAGAACCGUAGGAUGUCUCGAAGAUUGGGAAGGUGUUGUAGUGACUUAUUAGGAGAAAAGGACAAAAUUUGGAGUUUUCAACAUGUACAGAAUGACAGAGUCUCAUCUUUUCUCUUCAUAUAAGACCUUUGCAGUCCAGAGAACUGCCUCUCUAACUCCCGUGGAUGCACUUCUCAGGGCUGUGCACGCAGAUGACAUCCUGCCCACUCUGAGCAGUGGCACUAGGGGAUGGAGGGGGGUCGGAGGUCACACCAGUCCUGAAGCUAUGAUCCUGAAGGCUGGAGAUGUCUGUUUCCUGCCGUCCCCAUCCCUUCAUGCCACCCACCAGCAAUUUGCCAGAGAAGGCUGACUUCCUUAAAGGCUAUCAUCCAUCCUGGACUGGAAGACUUGCUUUCUGUU